GCUCUCGGAGCCUUGCCUGGCCAUGGCCGGAACCCGCCCGCCGCCUCCGGGGCUCCUGCCGCUGCUGCCUCCGCUGUUGCUGCUGCUCCUGCUUCUGCCUGCCGGCUGCCGGACGCUAGAAGAGACCCUCAUGGACACAAAAUGGGUGACAUCUGAAUUGGCAUGGACAUCUCAUCCAGAAAGUGGGUGGGAAGAGGUAAGUGGCUAUGAUGAGGCCAUGAACCCCAUCCGCACGUACCAGGUGUGUAAUGUGAGAGAGUCCAGUCAGAACAACUGGCUGCGCACAGGGUUCAUCUGGCGGCGGGACGUGCAGCGUGUCUACGUGGAGCUCAAGUUCACUGUGCGUGACUGCAAUAGCAUCCCUAACAUCCCUGGCUCCUGUAAGGAGACCUUCAACCUCUUCUACUAUGAGGCUGACAGCGACGUGGCCUCAGCCUCCACCCCUUUCUGGAUGGAGAACCCCUACAUGAAGGUGGACACCAUUGCCCCCGAUGAGAGUUUCUCACAGCUUGAAACUGGUCGCGUGAACACCAAGGUGCGCAGCUUCGGGCCGCUCUCCAAGGCCGGCUUCUACCUGGCCUUCCAGGACCAGGGUGCCUGCAUGUCGCUCAUAUCUGUGCGCGCCUUCUACAAGAAGUGUGCGUCCACCAUCGCAGGCUUUGCACUCUUCCCUGAGACCCUCACUGGAGCUGAACCCACCUCGCUGGUCAUUGCCCCCGGCACCUGCGUUCCCAACGCUGUGGAGGUGUCAGUACCCCUCAAGCUCUACUGCAAUGGCGAUGGGGAGUGGAUGGUACCUGUAGGCGCCUGCACCUGUGCCACCGGCCAUGAGCCAGCUGCCAAGGAGACCCAGUGUCGCCCCUGUCCCCCUGGGAGCUACAAGGCAAAGCAGGGAGAGGGGCCCUGCCUCCCCUGCCCCCCCAAUAGCCGUACCACCUCACCAGCUGCCAGCAUAUGUACCUGCCACAAUACCUUCUACCGUGCGGACUCAGAUUCUCCAGACAGUGCCUGCACCACGGUGCCGUCUCCCCCACGGGGAGUGAUCUCCAACGUAAAUGAGACCUCUCUGAUCCUCGAGUGGAGUGAACCUCGGGACCUGGGUGGCCGAGACGACCUCCUGUACAAUGUCAUCUGCAAGAAGUGCCGGGGGGUCCCUGGGACUGGGGGAUCCUCAGGCUGCUCACGCUGUGAUGACAACGUGGAGUUUGUGCCUCGGCAGCUGGGCCUGACAGAGCGCCGGGUCCACAUCAGCCACCUGCUGGCCCACACACGCUACACCUUCGAGGUGCAGGCAGUCAAUGGUGUCUCCGGCAAGAGCCCCCUGCCUCCUCGCUAUGCAGCUGUGAAUAUCACCACCAAUCAGGCUGCACCAUCUGAAGUGCCUACGCUACACCUGCACAGCAGCUCAGGCAGCAGCCUGACCCUGUCCUGGGCACCUCCAGAGUGGCCCAACGGAGUCAUCCUGGACUACGAGAUGAAGUACUUUGAGAAGAGUGAGGGCAUCGCCUCCACAGUGACCAGCCAGAAGAACUCAGUGCAGCUGGAUGGGCUGAGGCCUGACGCCCGCUACGUGGUACAGGUUCGGGCCCGCACUGUGGCUGGCUAUGGACAGUACAGCCACCCAGCUGAGUUUGAGACCACAAGCGAGCGAGGUUCUGGUGCUCAACAACUCCAGGAGCAGCUCCCCCUCAUCGUGGGCUCAGCCAUGGCCGGGCUGGUCUUCCUGGUGGCUAUCGUGGUCAUUGCCAUCAUCUGCCUCAGGAAACAGCGACACCGCACUGAUUCGGAGUACACGGAGAAGCUACAGCAAUACGUUGCUCCUGGAAUGAAGGUUUAUAUUGACCCUUUUACCUAUGAGGACCCUAACGAGGCUGUGCGGGAGUUUGCCAAAGAGAUCGACGUGUCAUGUGUCAAGAUAGAAGAGGUGAUUGGAGCUGGGGAGUUUGGGGAAGUGUGCCGGGGUCGACUGAAACAGCCCGGCCGUCGGGAGGUGUUUGUGGCUAUCAAGACACUGAAGGUGGGCUACACUGAAAGACAGCGGCGGGACUUCCUGAGUGAAGCCUCCAUCAUGGGUCAGUUUGACCACCCCAACAUCAUCCGACUGGAGGGCGUGGUCACCAAAAGUCGGCCAGUGAUGAUCCUCACUGAGUUCAUGGAGAACUGUGCUCUGGACUCCUUCCUUCGGCUCAACGAUGGGCAGUUCACAGUCAUCCAGCUGGUGGGCAUGUUGAGGGGCAUUGCUGCUGGCAUGAAGUACCUAUCGGAGAUGAACUACGUGCACCGAGACCUGGCUGCCCGCAACAUCCUCGUCAACAGCAACCUAGUCUGCAAAGUCUCCGACUUCGGACUCUCCCGCUUUCUGGAGGAUGAUCCCUCCGAUCCCACCUACACCAGUUCCCUGGGCGGGAAGAUCCCCAUUCGAUGGACCGCCCCAGAGGCCAUAGCCUAUCGGAAGUUCACUUCUGCUAGUGAUGUGUGGAGCUACGGAAUCGUCAUGUGGGAAGUCAUGAGCUACGGGGAGAGACCCUACUGGGACAUGAGCAACCAGGAUGUGAUUAAUGCCGUGGAACAGGAUUACCGGUUGCCCCCACCCAUGGACUGCCCCACAGCACUGCACCAGCUCAUGCUAGACUGUUGGGUGCGGGACCGGAACCUCAGGCCCAAGUUCUCCCAAAUUGUCAACACCCUGGACAAGCUCAUCCGCAACGCUGCCAGCCUCAAGGUCAUCGCCAGUGCCCAGUCUGGCAUGACACAGCCCCUCCUAGACCGCACUGUCCCAGAUUAUACGACCUUUACAACCGUUGGUGACUGGCUGGAUGCCAUCAAGAUGGGGCGGUACAAAGAGAGCUUCAUCAGCGCAGGGUUUGCGUCCUUUGACCUAGUGGCCCAGAUGACCGCAGAAGACCUGCUUCGGAUCGGAGUCACCUUGGCAGGCCACCAGAAGAAGAUCCUCAGCAGCAUACAGGACAUGCGGGUGCAGAUGAACCAGACGCUGCCUGUGCAGGUCUGACACCUGAUUCCCACCGGUGGCUGCCCCUCAAGGACUACAAAGAGAUCUGACCAGCCAGCUGGACUUUUAGACGUCUGGCUUCAGACUGUGGCCAGAAGAAGGAAGUUUGGGGAGCGCCAGGCCUGUGCUCCCUCCCCAGGAAAUAUGCCCCAAACCUCUUCAUAUUGAAGAAGGAUUAGGAGAGGGAUUAUGGUCCCCUCCCCAGACUUACUGGGGCUCAGGUCUUUCUGCUCUCCAGUGGGUGCUUCCCACAACCUCAGACUUGGCUACACCUCAGUACUGGAGGUCCUGGCAGGAUCAGUGGGGUUCCACAGGGCCCAGCCCUGGCAGGGGUCUGGCCCCCCCAGGUAGGCAGAAAGCAGUCCCUCCCUCAGGAACUGGAGGAGGGGACUCCAGGAAUGGGGAAAUGUGACACCCUACCCCAAAGCCAGCUGGCACCUCCAGUUUGCACAGGGACCGUUGUUCUGGGAGCUGAGGGGUCUGCCCCCACCCCUGUCCUUGGUGCUGUUAUAAAAGGGCAGGCAGGGGCAGACUGAAAAG
This is a messenger RNA of Chrysochloris asiatica (Cape golden mole), 3550 nucleotides long. It is a transcript of the gene EPHB3, whose product is annotated as EPH receptor B3. Gene Ontology annotation, cellular component: neuron projection; plasma membrane. The record is from RefSeq and is a predicted model, not a curated record. The transcript is spliced from 16 exons. Gene Ontology annotation, biological process: cell surface receptor protein tyrosine kinase signaling pathway; axon guidance; protein phosphorylation. Gene Ontology annotation, molecular function: protein binding; ATP binding; transmembrane-ephrin receptor activity. Bases 23 to 3010 code for a protein of 995 amino acids. Lineage: Eukaryota; Metazoa; Chordata; Mammalia; Afrosoricida; Chrysochloridae.